AUGAAAGAAUGUGUUGAACACAUUAUACACAAACAAGGGGAUGCACCCUGUGAUGCUGCUGACAAUGCAAUAAUUGUCGUUCUCCUGGACACCUUAAAGAAUGUCCGUGAUGCAGGCUACACUCCCUUGGUGGCAUUUCGUCCAGACAAUGCUGCACAUGCUACUCUGAAUCUGUACGCAUUUGACUCCUUGUUUUGGCGAAGGUUGCUGUGUCUUGGAGAUGAUGCAGGCAGGAGACUGAAAGAUGGGUUGUCAAGGUUGCCAAAUGCAAUGGAUAGAUAUGUGGAACGACAUGUUGUGUUUGAAGAAUUGGAAGUUGAAGAGAAGCAAGUGGAAGUUGAAGAAUUAGAGGUAAAGAAGAAGAGUGAAAAAAGCAGAACGACGAAGUGCAAGAGUAAAUCCCCGCCAAAGAGGAAAAGGUUGGUGAAAAAGAAGACUGAAGAAUCAGAAGGAAAGGAGAUUCAUGAAGAUGAAGAGAUGGUAAAGAAGAAAAGAAGUCCUGGUAAUUCGUAG
This is a messenger RNA of Microthlaspi erraticum, 513 nucleotides long. NCBI's taxonomy places the organism in Eukaryota, Viridiplantae, Streptophyta, Magnoliopsida, Brassicales, Brassicaceae. The record is from the annotation of a GenBank genome assembly.